AUGGAUAAUGGAACUUUUGACCACGAGCAGGCCCUGCCGAAGCUGCCCGUCCCAGCCUUGGUUUCUACUGCCGAGCAAAUAUUGCACAGUCUGAAACCUAUAGUUGACUUCAUCAACAGCAAGACCAUCCGGGCCAUCCAGGCUCGAUUGGUCAGAUCCUACGAGAAGAAUGACUGCUAUCUGGAUGCCGAAGGAAUCAGCACCACAACUCCUGGUACUUACGGUGAACUUCGUGGUAAGACCCUUCCUAGAAAUCCUUUUUUCGUUCUUGAGGACGACCCGUUGUCCAAAACCGUUGUUCCCCCCACCCAGGCUUCCCGUGCUUCUGCCUUGAUUCGUUCCGCCUUGAGGUUUGCCUGUGCUCUUCGGAGUGAGGUGUUGAAACCAGAUGUGUCUCCCAAGAGUGGGAACCCAUUGACUAUGAACUCGUACCAUAAUUUAUUUGGAACCUCCAGAAUUCCAUAUGAAGUCGAUGCUAGAAAUCGUCAAAAAAUCGGAAUCUCUCUGAAAAAAACCGAAUCCUACAAUGAUUCCCGUCACAUAAUUGUCAUCGCCAACAGUCAGUUUUAUAGUUUGGAGGUGUUGACCCCAAACAAGAAGGACAUUGGGCACAAAUUAUGGUUUUCUCGUCACGAGCUUCGUCAAAUUUUGGAAGACAUUAUCGCAGACUCUGAAUCCACUGAUAUCAUUGAUAGAACAAGACAAUCCGUUGGUUCGGUCACUACAGAGAGCAAGGCAACCUGGAAUUACAUGCGUCUCAAGUUGGCAGAAGAAAACAAAGCACAAUUGGACCUGAUCGACUCUGCUUUGUUUGUUGUCUGCCUCGACCAUGAAUCUCCUACUACUGAUGACGAGAAAGUCAGCUGUAUCUCUCACGGUACCACUCGCAUCCAGAAGGGAAUUCAAGUUGGUUCAUGUACUUCUAGGUGGUAUGAUAAACUGCAGAUUAUUGUCACUAAGAACGCUGUGGCUGGUGUCGCUUGGGAGUCCACUUCUUUAGAUGGAACCUCAGUUUUGCGUUUUAUUAGUGACGUCUACACAGAUUCCGUUCUUCGAUUAGCUAGACAAAUCAACGGGUCCAAUUAUACUUUAUGGCCGAAGGCUGAUACAGUCAAGAUUGAUAGUGAGGUUGUGAAGCCAACAUUUUCAAAGUUGACCUUCAACUUGUCUAAUGAGCUAUUCAAAGGUUUGCAUUUGGCUGAGACUAGACUUGCUGAUCUUAUCAGUCAGCACGAGUAUGUCACAACCCAAAUUCCUAACUUUGGUAAAACAUUUGCUAACAAGAUGCAAGUCAGCGCAGAUUCACUGUUCCAAGUUGCUGUUCAGAUAAGUUAUUAUGCCCUAUACGGAAAGGUUCCAUCAACUGCAGAGCCAAUUUCAUUGAGAAGAUUCAGAAAAGCCAGAACUGAGAUUGUAUCUGUGCAACGUGAGUCAGUUUUGAAGGCCUGCCAGGUAUUUAUUUCUCAGUUUUCUCCAGAGGAGAAAUGGGAGUAUGUUGCUCUUGCCUGUAACGAACAUGCGAAACAGGUUUCUCAGGCCAUGAAAGGUAAGGGCUUUGAAAGACACUUGAGUGCUCUCAGAUCUGCCUAUAUUCAAAAAGAUUUGUUGGCUAAACUAUACCCUGAUAUGGAAAAGAUAAACGAUAACGAGAUACCUCCUUUAAUUUUCGACCCCGCUAUUGACUUCCUAUACCAAACUGAGUUAUUGAUUGCUAACUGUGGUAACCCAGCUUUGAAUUUGUUUGGAGUUACUCCAUCAAUUGCCAGUGGAUUUGGUAUUGGAUAUAUUAUCAAGGAUGAGUCUAUCUCGGUCGUCGCAUGCUCUCAAUGGAGACAAACGAAACGAUUCUUAACUACCUUGAAGAAGGUCAUUGAAGAAAUCAAGAACGAUUGGGCUAAAGCGCAUCCAGAGAUUAAAACCAAAGCUAUUGGGUCCUCAAGAGCUAGGGAGUUAGAGGAUACUGUGGACAAGUUUGAUGAUGUCGAAUCUCAUGUAAACAAGUUCAUCAAGUCUUUGCCACAAGAACUGAUCAACUCGAACAACAGUCUAGAAUACAAAAAGAAGCCAACCUCCAAAGGCGAUUCUGUUGCGGCUCCUUCUAACUACAUUUUAGGUGGCUAUGACUAUUUCAAUGUUGGAGAGUUAGAGUCUCGCUCUAAUCAAUUAACCCGAGCAAACUCAACUUUAGUAUCUAGGAGUGGCAGUGCAACCAACUUAAAGGCCCUUGCUGACCAAACUGUUACCACUAUUUCUGAAAAAGACGAAAGCAACGUCAAGGUUCACUCUCCACCUCUUUCUUCCAGAAGUAAUAAGAACAGUAUUGGGCGAAAGUUAGUCCUGCAUAGCGAGUAA
Molecule: messenger RNA, 2352 nt
Organism: Komagataella phaffii GS115
Lineage: Eukaryota; Fungi; Ascomycota; Pichiomycetes; Pichiales; Pichiaceae
Product: Carnitine acetyltransferase
Exons: 2
Coding region: 1-2352 (783 amino acids)
Biological process (GO): carnitine metabolic process
Cellular component (GO): cytosol
Molecular function (GO): carnitine O-acetyltransferase activity
Source: RefSeq, a predicted model, not a curated record